Molecule: messenger RNA, 1285 nt
Organism: Gambusia affinis (western mosquitofish)
Lineage: Eukaryota; Metazoa; Chordata; Actinopteri; Cyprinodontiformes; Poeciliidae
Product: actin-5-like
Exons: 10
Coding region: 36-1169 (377 amino acids)
Source: RefSeq, a predicted model, not a curated record
CCGGAAGUUAAAGCAGCAGCUCACCUGGAGCAGGAAUGGAGAAUCAAGUUGCUCCUGUCGUCAUUGACAACGGCUCUGGUUUUAUCAAAGCUGGUUUUUCUGGAGACGAUGCUCCCUGCGCCGUGUUUCCAUCAGUGGUUGGAACCCCAGGCACCAGGUCAGAGGGCGUGGCGGUGGCUGGAGGACAGAAGGACAGAUUUAUCGGAGCUGCAGCUCUGAGUCACAGAGGUCAGCUGACCCUGAGGAAUCCCAUCGACCGCGGCGUUGUGGUGAACUGGGACGACAUGGAGGAGAUCUGGCAUCACGUCUUCUACGACCAGCUUCAUGUUGACCCUGUGAAUCAUCCGGUCCUGCUGACCGAGGCGCCGCUCAACCCCAAACCAAACAAGGAGAAGACGACCCAGGUCGCGUUCGAGGCCUUCAGCUGUCCUGCCAUGUACGUGGCCGUGCAAUCACUACUGUCCAUGUACUCCUCUGGUCGGACCACAGGGACGGUGAUGGAGUCCGGUGACGGCUGCAGUCAUGCUGUCCCGGUUUAUGAAGGCUACGCUCUGCCUCACGCCGUCCUGCGCCUCAACCUGGGUGGAGCGGACCUGAAGGAUUACCUGAUGAAGCUCCUGAACAGCAGAGGAUUCGGCUUCAGCUCCGCCGGUCAGCGUGAAAUCAUAAAUGGUGUGAAGGAGCAGCUCUGCUUCGUGGUUCUGGACUUCGACCAGGAGGUGAAGACGGCGGCGUCUUCCUCCUCCCUGGACAAAACCUACAAGCUUCCUGAUGGACGAGACAUUUCCAUCGGCGCAGAGCGGAUCCUCUGUCCAGAGGGGCUCUUCAAGCCUCAACUCAUCGAGAUGGAGGCAGCUGGAGUUCAGGACACCAUCCACAGCAGCAUCAUGAGGUGUGAGGUGGAUGUUCGUAGAGACCUUUUCUCCACCAUCCUGCUGUCUGGAGGCUCCACCUUGUUCCCUGGGAUCUCUGAUCGCAUGAAGAAGGAAAUCUCUCAGCUCGUCCCGCCGACCGUGAAGAUCCAGGUCGUCGCCCCCGCUGAGAGGCGGUUCUCCUUCUGGACCGGCGGCUCCAUCCUGGCCUCGCUCUCCUCCUUCCAGCAGAUGUGGAUCAGCAAACAGGAAUACGAUGAAUCCGGUCCGGGCGUCGUUCACCGGAAAUGUUUCUAACCUUCUCCUCUGUCGGCUGGGUGAUGAUCACACCACCUGCUCCACCCGUCUGAACGGACCUGGACACAAACAUGUUGAACUAAAUCAAUGUUUUAAACAUGUUUAAUGAAACUUUU